AUGGCUAGUGUAGACGCUGUCUUCGGUCAGGCGCCCUCGGACAUGGACUUGUCGGAGAGCCAAGCUCACACAAUUACAGGGGCCAUUAGUGCAAUGCUGGCUCUCUCGAUUAUCUGUGUUUCCUUGCGCAUCUAUUCAAGACUUGCGGUCAAAAAGGUUGGAUUGGGAAUUGAUGAUUGGACGAUAAUUGCUGCUCAGAUUCUUGUCGUGGGAUUAUUUGCAGCGACUAUUUUAGCCGAAGAUUCUGGGGCUGGGAAGCACAUAUGGGCUGGAACAAUGGAUGAUGUGGUGCAAUUACAGAGGAAUCUGUGGGCUUACGCCUUCGUCUAUAUUGCCUGUCUUGUUCUUGUGAAGUCCUCGAUCAUAUCCUUCUACCGCCGCAUUUUCAGCAUGAACUGGGCCACGUGGGCAUGUCUCUUCAUCGUUAUCGGAUGGGGGAUCGGAAGUCUCAUCACGCUACUGGUCGCCUGUCGGCCAAUUUCAUACUUCUGGAAUCGGUAUACCGACCCAGAUGGAGGGAAAUGUCUCUUCGAUCUUUAUUCUUUCUAUAUUGGGAAUGCGGCGACAAACGUGGCGGCCGACGGCCUCAUCUUCAUGAUUCCAAUGCCGAUUAUCUGGAAGUUGCAAAUGCAGAAUUUCCAAAAGCUUCUAGUCUGUGGGAUAUUCUUCCUGGGUGGAUUUGCCAUCUUUGUCAGUAUCAUCCGCAUAUCUUCCAUAAUCAAUCUUAAAACCUCUCUCGACGUGUCAUGGGUCAUGGGCGACGUAUACAUGUGGUCUCAGAUUGAACUUUCCGUGGCUGUGAUUUGCGCAUGUGUGCCAACUUUGCAACCGAUUAUUUGCAUGUGGGCAACAAAUCUGACAUUUUCGAAAGGGUCAAAGCCGUUUGGAGAGAUUUCACUAUUUCAGCAAUUAUCCAGGAAGAAAGGAAGCACCAGGAACCGAACCGUUAAUUUUCGGCCGGAUUGUGAUGAGGCUAUGUUGACUUGCAGUUCUGUUCGAGUGGAAAUGGAUCCCCUCCCCAAGGAUCGUGAUAGCGACCUUGAAAAUAAUACCAAUGUGAUGAGUAUCAAGGUACAGCGGGAAUUUCAUAUGAGGGAAGAUUCAUGUGGUUGA
Molecule: messenger RNA, 1113 nt
Organism: Penicillium pulvis
Lineage: Eukaryota; Fungi; Ascomycota; Eurotiomycetes; Eurotiales; Aspergillaceae
Product: putative integral membrane protein Pth11-like
Exons: 5
Coding region: 1-1113 (370 amino acids)
Source: RefSeq, a predicted model, not a curated record